This is a messenger RNA of Salpingoeca rosetta, 1067 nucleotides long. RefSeq lists its product as uncharacterized. Bases 28 to 828 code for a protein of 266 amino acids. The transcript is spliced from 6 exons. Lineage: Eukaryota; Choanoflagellata; Craspedida; Salpingoecidae. Gene Ontology annotation, biological process: regulation of transcription by RNA polymerase II. Gene Ontology annotation, cellular component: SAGA complex. The record is from RefSeq and is a predicted model, not a curated record. Gene Ontology annotation, molecular function: transcription coactivator activity.
CAAGAACGCCAACAGCAAGCGACGACGAUGGAGGCAGCGCUGUUUGGGGACGCUGCGCACUGCAAGGCAAAGCUGGACGUUGCGCUGGGGGCGCACAAGAAACGCUACUGGCGCAUGUUCUCGCAGUACAUCAAGGGGAAACGCACGCGCGAACAGUUUGAUCGCCUAGCAGCAAAGUGCCUCGGCAGACUGAACGGCCAUCUUCACAACGACUUCAUCCUCACCGUUUUCCAGAGUGCAGAGUCUGCAACAAACAAGAAGAAACCUGAUGUGCAGCCGCCUCCGGCACCAAAGCCAACACAACUUAGCAGAGACUCGUCCAGCUGGCUCGCCCAGUUUGAUCGCGACCUGGAGCCAGCGGCAGACCCGCUCAAGGUUGACCCCAAAGUGCUGCGCAGUGCUGUUGAUACGGAGUAUCGGGCCACGCCAGCGCCCGUCACCCUCUCCAAACUGCGCGCAGCUACCAUCGUUGCCGCGUCGGAGAACGGCAUGAGAGAUGUGGAGCCUGCCGUGUUUGAUGUGCUCAACGCCGCGUGUCAGACGAUGAUGAAGAACCUGCUGGAGGAGGCGAUAGUGUAUGGCGGCAAGUUCUUCUCCAUGUACCAGAACAACACUCGGCACAGCUUCCGCAACCGGCGAAACAAGCGCAGCGUCAUCACGCCAUCAACCCUCCUCCUUGCAUCAAGCGCCAGGCCGAAGCUGCUUGGCUCCCUGUUCCGCACCGUCCAAGAAUCGUUUGCCCUGCGCUGCGAAAACCCAACAGUGCUGCCAAAGACCCACGCCAACCUCAACGCAAGCACCACCAGCAGUGGCGGUGGAGGUGGAUGAAGAAACGAUUCCACCGACUUCCGGCCGGCCUUCUUCUUUUUUUUUUUUUUUCUCUCUUUUCCUCUUCCUCCCCUCUUUCCUUUUCCCUUGUCCUUUCUCUCUUCCUUGUUCAUAACACGCACGCACACACACACACACACACACACACACACACACACACACACACACACACACACACACACACACACACACACGCACACACACACACACACAUUACACACACACGCGCGCGCGCGCGC